Didymodactylos carnosus is the source of this 348-nucleotide messenger RNA. The record is from the annotation of a GenBank genome assembly. NCBI's taxonomy places the organism in Eukaryota, Metazoa, Rotifera, Eurotatoria, Philodinida, Philodinidae.
AUGGAUAACGAUGUUUUUUCCUCAACGAGAUUACAUGAUAGUAAUGAUGUAACGUUACACAAUAGUAGUAAUACAAGUACAACAGAUGCAUUAGCUAAUUCAGAAACAUUAUUAUUAUCACAAAAUGAACGAUUAACACCGAUUGAACCAAUACAUAAAAAAGACAUUAUUAUAACACCACAAAGUGUGAAUAGCAGCGAUAAUCCAGUAUUAAGUAAUGUCAUGAAUGACACAAAAAAUGGUAUUGCUGAUAGAAGUAGAAAUGAUAGUAAUAUAAUCGAAAAUGGUAUUAAUGGUGAUGCUGAUGAUAGUCGAACGACGAUGGAUGAUGUCUAUCAUGAAGGGUAA